Messenger RNA from Choloepus didactylus (southern two-toed sloth), 2386 nucleotides. It is a transcript of the gene PDIA6, whose product is annotated as protein disulfide isomerase family A member 6. Gene Ontology annotation, biological process: response to endoplasmic reticulum stress. Gene Ontology annotation, cellular component: endoplasmic reticulum lumen. Gene Ontology annotation, molecular function: protein-disulfide reductase activity; protein disulfide isomerase activity. The coding region runs from base 114 to 1436 and encodes 440 amino acids. Lineage: Eukaryota; Metazoa; Chordata; Mammalia; Pilosa; Megalonychidae. The transcript is spliced from 13 exons. The record is from RefSeq and is a predicted model, not a curated record.
CGCUCCGCUGCCUCCCAGGCCGGGCCGGGGGCGGGGCCUCGGGGUCGCGGCGCGCAGCAAAGCUGAGGCGGCGGCGGCAGGACGAGGAGGCACCGCGGCUCGGGGCGCUCGGCAUGGCUCGCCUGGUGCUCGGUCUGCUGAGCUGUACCUUCUUCCUAGCAGUAAAUGGUCUGUAUUCCUCUAGCGAUGAUGUAAUUGAAUUAACGCCAUCAAAUUUCAACCGAGAAGUUAUUCAAAGUGAUAGUUUGUGGCUUGUAGAAUUCUAUGCUCCAUGGUGUGGCCACUGCCAAAGAUUAACACCAGAGUGGAAGAAAGUAGCAACUGCAUUCAAAGGUGUUGUAAAAGUCGGUGCAGUUGAUGCAGAUAAACAUCAGUCCCUAGGAGGGCAGUAUGGUGUUCAGGGAUUUCCUACCAUCAAGAUUUUUGGAUCCAACAAAAACAGACCAGAAGACUAUCAAGGUGGCAGAACGGGGGAAGCCAUCGUGGACGCCGCGCUGACUGCUGUACGGCAGCUUGUGAAGGAUCGCCUCGGGGGGAGGAACGGUGGCUACAGUUCUGGAAAACAAAGCAGAAGUGAAAGUUCAAGUAAGAAAGAUGUGAUUGAACUGACAGAUGACAGUUUUGAUCAAAAUGUCCUUGAUAGUGAAGAUGUUUGGAUGGUUGAAUUUUAUGCUCCUUGGUGUGGACACUGCAAAAACUUAGAGCCAGAAUGGGCAGCUGCAGCUACAGAGGUAAAAGAGCAAACUAAAGGAAAAGUGAAACUAGCAGCUGUAGAUGCUACAGUUAAUCAGGCUCUAGCCAGCCGAUACGAGAUUAGGGGAUUUCCUACAAUCAAGAUUUUCCAGAAAGGCGAGUCUCCUGUGGAUUAUGAUGGUGGGCGGACGAGAUCCGACAUAGUUUCUCGGGCCUUAGAUUUGUUUUCUGACAAUGCCCCACCUCCUGAGCUGCUUGAGAUAAUCAACGAGGACAUUGCCAAGAAGACUUGUGAGGACCAUCAGCUCUGCAUUGUGGCUGUAUUGCCCCAUAUUCUUGAUACUGGAGCUGCAGGCAGAAAUUCUUAUUUGGAAGUUCUUCUGAAGUUGGCAGACAAAUACAAAAAGAAAAUGUGGGGGUGGUUGUGGACGGAAGCUGGAGCCCAGUAUGAACUUGAAAAUGCACUGGGUAUUGGGGGGUUUGGCUACCCCGCCAUGGCAGCCAUUAAUGCACGUAAGAUGAAAUUUGCUCUUCUGAAAGGGUCUUUCAGCGAGCAAGGCAUCAACGAAUUUCUCAGGGAGCUCUCUUUUGGGCGUGGAUCUACAGCACCUGUAGGUGGUGGGGCUUUCCCUAAAAUAAGUACGACAGAGCCUUGGGAUGGCAAGGAUGGUGAGCUUCCUGUGGAAGAUGAUAUUGAUCUCAGUGAUGUGGAGCUGGAUGACUUAGAAAAAGAUGAGUUGUGAGAUAUGCAGCACAGACUUCAAACAGUUUUCUUUUCUUGGGAGCAGAUUUUUUCAGCAGUAAAGAAGGAACGUUCUUUACAAUCAGAUGGAUCUACCAGUGGCCUUUUUAACCAAGAAGUAGCACUUGAUUGGUCAUUUGAAAACACUGCAACAGUGAACUUUUGCUUCUCAAGAAAACAUUGAAAAAUUCUAUGAAUUGUUGGAGCCAGCGAAUUGGAUUGUCUUCUGUCAAAUAAUAUUUUGAAGAAAACUGAUGUUCUGUUGAAACAUUUUUCCAUCCCUCUAAACUGCUGCUUGAUUGUUCUUUGAGGCUGUUUCUUAUAUGUUUUUAAUGUGAUUUCUUCAUUUGAGUAUUAAUGGCUUUUUUCCAUUAAAUAAUAAAAUAUUUUGGACAAUGCCAUUAAAUGUAUGAAAUUAGUGUCCACAUCAUAAAUUCAGUCUGAUGUUUAGCCAGUAAGUUCGUAUUACGAGGUGAUGUUCCUGGUGUCUUUCCUCCUUAUAAACUUUUAAAGGGAAAAAAAGGCCCUUUUGAGUCAAAGUCAUCUGGGUGUCUACCACAGUAUAGAUUUUACAUGUGGUCUAGGAUUUGAAAUUCUACUUAAUAAAUGUAAAAUGGAAGUCAAGUUUAUAUGUAAGUGUGAAGAACAAUGGAUUGUCAGUGGAGACCUGCAUUUCUUACUUUGUCUUUGGGCACAUCGCCAGUGACUGAUUAUUAGGGAAUGUUGCUGGUUAUACAGGGUUUUUAUGUUUUAUUAUUAAACUCUUACAAAAUAUCCAUUAAUACUUGAAAUGCAGCAGCAGGUUACUAAUUCAUAGGUAGUCCACAUUUAUGUAUAACUUCCAGAAAAAUGAAGUUACAUAAUAAGCUCUGAGUUACAUUAGAGACAAUUCAAAGGACUGAGAGUAUUUCUUUAUUGUAACUUAAAAAAAAUAAAUACAACUAUAACUAA